Molecule: messenger RNA, 792 nt
Organism: Penicillium cosmopolitanum
Lineage: Eukaryota; Fungi; Ascomycota; Eurotiomycetes; Eurotiales; Aspergillaceae
Product: SDR family oxidoreductase
Exons: 4
Coding region: 1-792 (263 amino acids)
Cellular component (GO): intracellular anatomical structure
Molecular function (GO): oxidoreductase activity, acting on NAD(P)H, oxygen as acceptor
Source: RefSeq, a predicted model, not a curated record
AUGGUACUCGCCCAACCUGCAAACCAACACGUCUCCAAGGCGUUCGACCUCUCCGGUAAAGUAGCCAUCGUCACUGGUGGUGCCAGGGGAAUAGGUCUCGAAGUUUCUCGCGGUCUGGCCGAGGCUGGCGCAAAUGUGGCUAUAAUCUAUAAUUCAUCCAAGACGGCCGACGCGACCGCUGCCGAGAUCGCAUCAACCAACAAUGUCAAAGUAGCUGCCUAUCAGUCCGAUGUGACUAUCCAAGCCAAUAUCGAGGCCGCUGUGCAAAAGGUUGUGAAGGACUUUGGUAAGGUCGAUAUCAUGAUUGCCAACUCUGGCAUUGCAUCUUGUGUCGCGGCUGAGGAUUAUACCGCCGACCAAUGGAGUGACAUUAUGAAGGUGAAUCUUGACGGUGCCUUCUACUCGGCACAGGCAGCUGCUCGUGUUUUCAAAGAGCAAGGGUUUGGAAAUGUUGUUUUUACAGCAAGCGUGAGCGCAACGCUAGUCAAUGUUCCUCAGAAACAAGCUGCCUAUAACGCUUCCAAGGCCGGUGUUGUUCAGCUUGCCAAAUGUCUCGCUGUUGAGUGGGUGGACUUUGCUCGCGUGAAUUGCAUUUCACCAGGUUUCAUCGCAACCGAUAUACUCGAUAUCCACCCCCUUGAGUGGCGUGAGAAAUGGCUCAGUAUGAUCCCUGCUAAUCGCAUGGCGCAGACAUACGAGCUCAAAGGAGCAUACGUCUUUUGCGCAUCCGACGCCUCAUCAUAUAUGACGGGUUCUAAUAUCGUGAUCGACGGGGGGUAUACACUACCUUAG